CAUGUGUAAUUCACAUAUUUCAUAAAUCUAAAAUGGAGAUAUUACUCCUACAUCAGUUGUAAUGAAAUCUAUGGUUAGUUAAAGAAAGUAAAAGGAUUCUUUAUAAAUAUCCUAAAACCUUUAAAUGGAAUAAACUAUUGGGAAUCUUCAGGAUCAAUAAUAAAAACUUAUUAAUGAGACAAGAGAAUUAAAUAAAUAGAUAGUUCUUUUUAAAGCUAAAUAAAAUAUUCCUUUUGAAGAAGAGAAAGAUGAAUAAGUUAAAUUUACUUUAUUUUAAUUAUUUGUAAUUGCCUUUAUCAGCCUAUUGAUAGGGUUUUAUAUGCCUGAAUUUUGA
This is a messenger RNA of Paramecium sonneborni, 334 nucleotides long. The record is from the annotation of a GenBank genome assembly. NCBI's taxonomy places the organism in Eukaryota, Ciliophora, Oligohymenophorea, Peniculida, Parameciidae.